This is a messenger RNA of Carcharodon carcharias (great white shark), 2185 nucleotides long. RefSeq names its product glucose-6-phosphate isomerase b (gene gpib). Gene Ontology annotation, biological process: glucose 6-phosphate metabolic process; glycolytic process; gluconeogenesis. The record is from RefSeq and is a predicted model, not a curated record. The coding region runs from base 109 to 1776 and encodes 555 amino acids. The transcript is spliced from 18 exons. Gene Ontology annotation, cellular component: cytosol. Lineage: Eukaryota; Metazoa; Chordata; Chondrichthyes; Lamniformes; Lamnidae. Gene Ontology annotation, molecular function: monosaccharide binding; glucose-6-phosphate isomerase activity; carbohydrate derivative binding.
GUUGCAGUUUCACAUCCGAUCGCUCAGUCUCCGCGUUUCACCCCGGACCCGGGUCCCAGGAACACACACCGAGACUCCCCGAUCCGGAGACUCCCCUCUGCAGCCACUAUGGCCAACGCUUUCACCGCCGAUGCUCAUUUCAAAGCCCUGGCAGACUGGCACAAGCACAACUGUGCCAGCCUCAAGCUGCGGAAGCUGUUUGAAGCGGACCCCGAGCGGUUCAGCCACUUCAGUUUAACCCUCAAGACGGAUGAUGGUGAUAUCUUGCUGGAUUAUUCUAAGAAUCUCAUCACUCAUGAUGUGAUGAAGAUGCUGUUUGCCCUGGCAAAAUCCAGGGGUAUUGAGAAAGCCAGAGAACGCAUGUUCACCGGGGAGAAGAUUAACUUCACAGAGCAUCGUGCUGUGCUCCAUGUUGCACUGAGGAACUGCUCCAAUAUACCCAUCCAGGUUGACGGCAAGGAUGUGAUGCCAGAGGUGAAUGCCGUUCUGGAGAAGAUGAAGCAUUUCUGCCAGAGAGUUCGCGGUGGAGAAUGGAAGGGAUACACUGGAAAGACCAUCACCGACGUUGUCAAUAUCGGGAUUGGAGGCUCGGACCUGGGUCCACUGAUGGUAACUGAAGCUCUCAAACCCUAUGCCAAGGGUGGGCCGAAGGCCUGGUUUGUGUCCAACAUUGACGGUACCCACAUGGCGAAGACCCUGGCAGAGCUGAACCCUGAGACCACCCUGUUCAUCAUUGCAUCCAAGACCUUCACCACCCAAGAGACGAUCACUAACGCUGAAUCAGCUAAAGAGUGGUUCCUACAUGCUGCAAAGGAACCUUCUGCUGUUGCCAAACACUUUGUAGCCCUGUCGACAAAUGCGGUUAAAGUGAAAGCUUUCGGAAUUGACCCAAACAACAUGUUUGAAUUCUGGGAUUGGGUCGGGGGACGUUACUCCCUCUGGUCAGCCAUUGGCCUGUCCAUCGCUCUACAUGUGGGAUUUGAGAAUUUCGAGCAGCUGCUGAAGGGAGCCCAUUGGAUGGACCGUCACUUCCACUGCACUCCAUUGGAACAGAACGCUCCUGUGCUGCUGGCUAUGCUCGGGAUUUGGUACACCAACUUCUAUAACGUGGAGACCCAUGCGCUCCUUCCCUAUGAUCAAUACCUGCACCGCUUUGCUGCGUACUUCCAACAGGGGGAUAUGGAAUCUAAUGGCAAGUACAUCACCAGCAAAGGGACCCGGGUGGACUACAACACUGGGCCUAUCGUGUGGGGAGAGCCAGGCACCAAUGGGCAGCAUGCCUUCUACCAGCUGAUACACCAGGGAACCCGGAUGAUUCCCGCUGACUUCCUCAUCCCCGCACAGACCCAGAACCCAAUCCGAAACGGACUGCAUCACAAGAUUCUCCUGGCUAAUUUCCUGGCUCAGACCGAGGCUUUGAUGAAAGGGAAAUCAGCUGAGGAAGCUCGCAAAGAGCUGCAAGGUGCUGGUGUGAGUGGGGAGGCUCUGGAGAAGAUUGUUCCCCACAAGGUCUUUGAGGGAAAUCGGCCAACCAACUCCAUUGUCUUCAAGAAGCUGACUCCAUACAUCCUGGGAGCUCUGAUUGCAUUGUAUGAACACAAGAUCUUUGUGCAAGGAGUCAUGUGGGACAUCAACAGCUACGACCAGUGGGGAGUGGAACUGGGCAAACAGCUGGCCAAAGCAAUCGAACCAGAACUGGCCACCUCUGACCCUGUGACCUCACAUGAUAGCUCCACCAAUGGGCUGAUAAACUUCAUCAAGAAGCACAGCGCCUGAACUGGAACCUGACCUGAAGGAGAGACGCACUUGAUCUAUCGAGAACCCAUCCCUCUUGUAGAAACCGCACCAUUACCUGUGUGACAGGGGCUUUGUACUGUGUGUGCUGUCCCUUUUUAAUGUUCCCACAAUGCUCAAAGUCACUUCACUUCCUCCUGGCUCAAUCCCUAAUGAUGUUGUAAAUGAUAUCAGUGACUCACCUGUUUAAUGGCUGACUGUAAGUCUGUCACAGUGAAGUUACAGCCUCUGGAUCUGUCUCUGUGGCUCCCUGUCUCUCUGGGUGUGUGUGGGUGAGAGUUAACACACUGUGUAGCUCGAAUUCGGUUUAUGGUUUAGUAACGGGUUACCUAACUGUGCACAUAGAAAAUCUAGAAAGUGGAGCAAAUAUAAAAUAAAACUUCAUCACAAA